Molecule: messenger RNA, 2359 nt
Organism: Labrus mixtus (cuckoo wrasse)
Lineage: Eukaryota; Metazoa; Chordata; Actinopteri; Labriformes; Labridae
Gene: slc2a15a
Product: solute carrier family 2 member 15a
Exons: 12
Coding region: 347-1921 (524 amino acids)
Biological process (GO): monosaccharide transmembrane transport
Cellular component (GO): membrane
Molecular function (GO): hexose transmembrane transporter activity
Source: RefSeq, a predicted model, not a curated record
CUCAACACAACUAAAAUAAUUAGACUAAUUUGAAACAAGGUAGGCCUAUUGCAAGGUUUUCCGAACUCCAAACGGCUUUGUGGUUGAUGUGUCUGUAGCCAUACGGUCAGUGUUGUUGGCCUACAAUCAGUGAAAACACACUCCCGCACGUGUGAUUUGUUUUCUUCAUGCACUUUAACAACAUGACGUCAAAACAGACACCGAAUUAGCAACAAUGCAUCCUCAGAAAGACAAAGCAACAUGUUGUUUGCAUGUUUUUCUCUUUAUUCCCGCGGUAUCUUGUAGUUCUCCUGUGAUGUGUCAUGGGUGCGCUCCGCUGCGCUGACGUCCCACAAACGGAUCCAGUAUGAAUGGGCGCGAGCCGUCCUACGGAGCAAAACCGGGGCGCGCACGGAGUGUGUGUGAAUUGGGGCAACUGACCGGCUCUUUGUUGGCGGUAGCGUUCCUUUCAUCCUUUGGGAGCUCCAUGCUUUAUGGCUACAACUUGGCUGUGGUCAACUCCCCCUCUGCAUACAUAAAGGACUUCUACAACCAGACAGUGCUGAAUCGAAAUGGAACAGGACUCACUGAAGAGACCCUUACCGUCAUGUACUCUCUUACUGUGUCUGUCUUUGCCAUUGGAGGUAUGCUGGGCUCCGUCAUCGUGGGUAUGCUUGUCAGCCGCUUUGGCAGGAAAGGUACAAUUGUAAACACAACAGUCCUGGUGUUUAUUGGUGGAUCACUCAUGGGCUUCAGCAGGAUAUGUGGUUCACCUGAGAUGGUCAUCGUUGGCCGUUUUAUCACAGGAAUUCACUCAGGCAUCUCUCUUAGUGUUGUACCAAUGUACCUGGGUGAGAUAGCACCUAAGAACCUACGAGGUUUCCUGGGUCUUGUGCCAAGUAUCUUUAUUGGCACCGGAGUCUUCCUCGCCCAAAUUCUUGGCCUACAUGAGCUUCUAGGAAAGGAGGAGCACUGGCCCUUCUUUCUUUCAGUAGUGGUGAUACCCACCUUCAUCCAGUUGAUGGCGUUGCCAUGGUUCCCAGAGAGCCCCAGGUACCUGCUGAUUGAGAAGCACAACGUCCAUGCCACUAUCACAGCUCUGAAGUACUACAGAGCCAAGUGCAACAUCCAGGCUGAGAUUGAGGAGAUGCAGGAGGAGCAGCGCUCCCUUUCAUCAGUUGAGACGCUGUCAGUAUGGAAACUGUUGCUGGAUGACCGAGUCCGGAAGCAGGUGCUCUGUGUGGUGGUCAUCAACAUCGGCAUGCAGCUGUCUGGCAUUGAUGCUAUCUGGUUCUACACGAACGACAUCUUUGAGGAUGCAGGUAUCCCAGAGGCAGAGAUCCAGUAUACCACAGCAGGAACGGGAAUCAUAGAGAUCAUCGCAGGACUCGUUGGGUGUUUCACCAUAGAGAGGUUGGGCAGGAGGCCUCUCAUGAUCUUGGGUUUUACCAUGAUGGGCGUCUGCAGUGCUGGAAUCACAUUGACCCUGAUUUUACAGGGUCAUUUACCAUUUAUGCACUACUUAAGUGUCGCCUGUGUGGUCGGCAUCAUUGCUGGUUUCUGUAUUGGUCCAGCUGGGGUUCCCUUCUUGAUGACAGCAGAGCUGUUUAAACAGUCCCACCGUCCAGCUGCUUACAUUGUAGGAGGAUUGCUAAACUGGGUGUCCAACUUCACCGUGGGCUUCGUCUUCCCCUUCUUACAGAUGUCUGUGGGGUCUUACUGCUACUUGGUGUUUUCGGCCAUUUGUUUCUCUGUGGCCGUCUACGUCUACUUUUUCAUCCCAGAAACAAAAAACAAGACCUUUAUGGAAAUUAGCCGCAUGUUUUCUAAGAAGGAAGCGGUUCUGGAGUCCCAGGGCCUAAUCCAUGUGGACCAGCUGAAGCUGAAGAAGAUGAACGGCUAUGGUGGCGUGGAGUUUGACAGCUCUUCUUCUGUACCUUAACCGGGCUCCAAGUUCUCACUGAGACUUCAAAACCAUUCAUUACAUUCUCCAUUCUACAGUUUCAAAAUGUAUACAUUAACCAAAAAACACCUCACCUGGGGCCAGAUGCAUAAAACACUGGGUUGAAUUCACAAAUGGAUUGUGCAGCCAACAUUUAUGUGAAUGGGCCUCAAUGCCAAACAUGUCCAAAUUCACAAAUGCCAGAAAAAGUAGCCACAGGCAGUUUGAGUAAAAUGUUUCAAAAUGUUUUCUUUCUUAGCAGGUAAGUGUUAACUGCAGCACAGUAUCCAGAAAAGGUGUCAGGGGCUCAUAAUCUCUUGUGAUCAUGAUCCAUUCUCCCUAACCACCGUCUGAAUUUGAUAUGUUGACAUUACUACUAUUACAAUCAGAUUUAAAUUGGUCUGGAGCUAACUAGAGACAGGGCCUGCCACAUGAACA